Paramecium pentaurelia is the source of this 654-nucleotide messenger RNA. The record is from the annotation of a GenBank genome assembly. NCBI's taxonomy places the organism in Eukaryota, Ciliophora, Oligohymenophorea, Peniculida, Parameciidae.
AUGUAUAACUAUUCUCUGACAAGAUAACAAAUUUUACGAUUAGAAGAAAAAUAUUACGUUCUGCUUCCAGAUAAUUCUAAAAUCUAAAAUUCAAAAGUAUCAGAUGUAAUUGAAACUCAAACUAAUGAUCCAUAAUUAGAUUAGUAAACUAAUUCAGAUUAUUGUGAUGUCAAGAAUUCCUUUAAUGCAUGUUAAAACUUGUAAUAGAUUGAUUAAUAUUAGUUUUUUGGAGAGAUUCAAAUGUGCAAUGUUUGGUAUAAUAGCUACUUUUUUUUUAAGAGUAGUUAUUGUUCUCAAUAAAUAAGAUAAAUCAAAAUUUGAUAUAUUCUCAUUGAUUGCAUUAAUUAGUAGGUAAUUAAUUAAUAACUUAGCUAUUCUUUUUUGAUCAUUUCAAUAAAAUCUUUAUAAGUAAGAGAAGAUAGAUAAGAAUAAGUAAUUAAAAUGCAUAAUAUAACAAAUUUAAUUGCAUUCAUUUUUAUUAUUUUUUGUAACAUUUGUACAUUCCUAUCAACUAAUUAGGACAGUUAGAAGUACUAGAUUGAAAAUAUAUUAGAAUUUUAGUGUUAUCAUGCUUUCUAGCAACUGAUGUCUUAAUUCACAAUUGGGCCUAUUUAGAAUAAAGAUACAGCAAGAGGUUAAUAAAAUUAUUAAUGA